CAGGAAUAUCACACAAACCUUAUCCAAAAACUGGGAAUAUCUCCUCCAUCUUAUCUCUUUGAACUCACCAACCCAACUCCUAUAGAUGCACCACCCAAGGCAUCGGAUCCUGAUGAUUACUUGACACCCCACAUUAAGACUCACACCAGAACCAUGCAGACAUCAGUAAUUUUUGCAGCAGCACCAUCUCUCCCACUAGUGUCCACCACCAAGUCACUUGGGUCUCCAUGGAAGUUCAUGCCAAGGCCACAAAGUAGUCGUUUUCCUCUCGUUAAAGCACAUGCCGUCCCACGCGAUACGUCUGCUGUCGACUAUAACUCCAUGACCUCUGUCUUUCCAGCAGAGGCUUGCGAGACAAUUGGAGGGGAGGCCUGCGAUGUGGAGAUGUACCCAGAAGCGAAGCUGAAACCGGAACCUCAGAGCAGCAACCCCGGGACUUCUUCCGAGCUGGUCGACAGAGAGUACUACGAGUACGAUAGUCCCAAGACGGUGUUUCCUGGAGAGGCCUGUGAUGAUCUCGGAGGAGAAUUCUGUGAGGCUGAAUUUCAAAGAGGAGUGUACUGAGAGAAGAGCUUCUGUAGAUCAAUCUGCUGGCUGAGGUAUAUCAAUGUCACUAUGCACUGUCUCUUCUCAUGCCAAUCCUUUGUGUGUUAUGUAAUUGGAUAUCCUGUAGCUGCAUAUACACCUGACAAAUCCAUCCGCAGUAUGGACUUGAUCUUGUGAUAAAGAUGAGAUUUUAGUUCUUGGAGUA
This is a messenger RNA of Syzygium oleosum, 751 nucleotides long. RefSeq names its product light-regulated protein, chloroplastic-like. The coding region runs from base 154 to 564 and encodes 136 amino acids. Gene Ontology annotation, cellular component: chloroplast. Lineage: Eukaryota; Viridiplantae; Streptophyta; Magnoliopsida; Myrtales; Myrtaceae. The record is from RefSeq and is a predicted model, not a curated record. The transcript is spliced from 3 exons.